This is a messenger RNA of Phytophthora sojae, 1010 nucleotides long. RefSeq lists its product as hypothetical. The transcript has a single exon. The coding region runs from base 40 to 945 and encodes 301 amino acids. The record is from RefSeq and is a predicted model, not a curated record. NCBI's taxonomy places the organism in Eukaryota, Oomycota, Peronosporomycetes, Peronosporales, Peronosporaceae.
CGAGCACACUAGCAGUUAUCACUCUCUUGGAAUUUCAAGAUGGCCAAGUUCUUCGCUUUUGCCGCUGCCAUCGCCACCGCCGCCCUCGGGACGACGAGCGCCGCCACCGUGGAGGAUACCUGCGUGCUCGCCGACUUCCAGACUGCGACGGCCGACUUUAUUGGGCUCAACAACGUGCUGAGCCUCGUGCCGUCGCUGCUGCCGAUGUACAUCACCGACCCACUAGUGCUCAAGGACCAGACUCUGGACGCUAUCGACUUCAAGGUGCUUGGCCUCGACUUCACCGCCACGCCGUCCUUCGAGCUGCUCAACGUCAGCGGCAUCACCACGAUCGGCUUCAAGACCGCCAACGUCACGGGAUCCAACACGCUGGACCUGGCGGCAACUUUCUCGGGCGAAGUGUCGGUGAGCGGCACCUUCUCGGUCGAGUUCGCGCAGAUCGACAAGAAAUGGUACGAGAUCUGCUGGACAAGUCUCCUGCACCAAAAGACCUGCCCUCCGACGACGGUCACCGUUGACGUCGCUCUGGCGCUGAAAAAGCCCACCAUCGCGGCCGGAAUCGAGGCGGACUUGUACCAGUGCGCUUCGGGCGUGCCGGCGUCCGUGUGCUCCAACAUGACCAUCACCUCGAUCCUUGUGGCUGCUCUCGGUGGGGACGUCACGAGCGUGCUCAACACGGUGCUCCACCACUUCAAGGACGCGUCGCUGACGUCGCUGGCGCUCGACUGGGACUCGAUCACCAACAUCGACCUCACCUUCGACGACACCAGUGCCUUCAUCUCGAACAUUAUCAACGGUCUCCUGGACUUCUCCGCCGAAAAGCUCAACAAGAAGAAGACGGCAUACAAGACGUUCAUCAAGGUCCUAAACAAGCUCGUCCGCUCGCUGCUGAACAAGCUCAUCGAACAGCUACUGGUGCCGCUUUUCGGCGCGACGUGCUUGUAGGCAUCAGGCUACGCACACGCUCUAGCCGUGGCUUGAACUAAAAAGUAUCAACUCGUUUCAAUGUC